Messenger RNA from Diceros bicornis minor, 2178 nucleotides. It is a transcript of the gene TMEM138, whose product is annotated as transmembrane protein 138. Gene Ontology annotation, cellular component: cilium. The transcript is spliced from 5 exons. The record is from RefSeq and is a predicted model, not a curated record. Lineage: Eukaryota; Metazoa; Chordata; Mammalia; Perissodactyla; Rhinocerotidae. The coding region runs from base 1204 to 1692 and encodes 162 amino acids.
UGCGCAGGCGGAGCCCGCGUCCGCCAUCUACUUCCGGAACUUAAAACUCGUUUCCGGAAGCCGGGACGGUGUCCCCAUGACAACCGACGUUGGGGCUUGGAGGUGCGAGUGUUGGAUGUGGAGUGGAUAAAGUGAUGCGGUAUAGGUAAAGUGGCCAGAAGACGGAAUUUUUGUUGUGAUUGUUUGGGUUUGGGUUUUUUGCCAAGGCAGCCCCAUUUUCAAGUGGAUUGGGAAGGGUGAGGAGAACUGCUCUGGGGACAAAGGGAACGCGGCAGGUAGCGGUGGACGGACUGUGAAGACCGUCCUUACCUUGCGAAUCACCGCUGCCCUAAACCGGAGCAGACGGUCAUCCUUCCCGUGGAGAGGGCGGCGGGUGGUUCUAGAUAAUGGAUCCCCACAACAGCCCUGUGGUGGCCUGAGAAGUAGCGGGUAAGAGCACGAGCUCUGGUGUCACACCUGGUUGUGAAUCCUGGCUCUGCUCACCUGCUACCUGGAGGAAUGACUUGAACUCUGAGCUUGUGUCCUUGCCUGUAGGAUGGGCAUCAUUCUUUGCCACCUUGCGGAGUAGCUGCGAGGAUUAAAGGAAAUUGUCUUGGUUGACAUGUUUAUCAUGGUGCUGAUAUAUAGGAGAUAGCUAAUUGAUGUUUGUUAAAUUUAAUUAAUAUUCAUUAAGUUAAUGUUAUUUCAUGAAUGAGGAAACUCAGGCUCAGAGAAACUACGUUCAUACAUUCAGUAAGGUGGGACUUCUCCACCAGUUGAGGUGGGCAAGGUUCCUUAACUUCUCAGAGCCUCUGUAAAAUGGGGAUUAUAUGCAUAGUAACGGCUACUUCUCGAGCUGGGUGUAGGACUAAAUAAGAUAAUAAAUAUGAAAAAAGUUUGUAAGACAAUUUACGGAUGUUAAUUUAAUUUAACCUCACUCUAACAAUUCAAAGCAUUUUGAAAUUUGCUUAUAGAUUUGAUCCAACUGGAAGGUCACAGGACAACCCCAGAGCAACUUCUGGGUCUUGGAAUUUAUGAAAUUAAAGGCACAGCUCCCCUUACUUCAUGCCACCGUGUUGCUAUGGCCCUUGUCUUAGAGCAAGGGAAACAGCUCUGAUUCUGAGGAACUAGACGCUUCUCCUUCAGUGCUGGGGAGAGAGCCAGGAGCUGUUUUCUGGGGAACUGUGGAAUGUGCCCUUGGGGGCCCAAGAGAGCAGAAGGAAGAUGCUCCAGACCAGUAACUAUAGCCUGGUGCUCUCCCUGCAGUUCCUGCUGCUGUCCUAUGACCUCUUUGUCAAUUCCUUCUCAGAGCUCCUCCGAAUGGCUCCUGUCAUCCAGCUGGUACUCUUCAUCAUCCAGGAUAUUGCAGUCCUCUUCAACAUCAUCAUCAUUUUCCUCAUGUUCUUCAACACCUUCGUCUUCCAGGCUGGCCUGGUCAACCUCCUAUUCCGUAAGUUCAAAGGGACCAUCAUCCUGACAGCUGUGUACUUCGCCCUCAGCAUCUCCCUUCAUGUCUGGGUCAUGAACUUACGCUGGAAAAACUCUAAACGCUUUGUCUGGACAGAUGGACUUCAAACACUGUUUGUAUUCCAGAGACUAGCGGCAGUAUUAUACUGUUACUUCUACAAACGCACAGCUGUGAGACUGGGCGAUCCUCGCUUCUACCAGGACUCUUUAUGGCUACGCAAGGAGUUCAUGCAAGUCCGAAGGUGACUUCUUAUCACACUGGUGGAUGCCUUUCCUUCCUGACAAAAGCCACAUUUGCGGCUCUGAAGGGCAAGUGGUUGGCCCUCUGCCCCAGGAAGCAACGUGACUCUCCUGGGACAGGCUCAGGCCAGUUGUAUUCAGCAGUCAAGAAGGAAGAUCCUUCCUCUUGCAAAUGACAGUGUUCCCCGAUACAGACUCCAGUACAUAAUCCCUUUACAGCCUCCCACCUCAGUUCUGACCCCUUUCCUGCUCACCCCUAUUCCUCACAGAGGGCUCUGUUGCUCUUAUCCUUGGGAAGCCUUUUGCUUAGUCUGGCACAGCUGGAGCUCCCAGCACCCACUUCCCUUGUACCACACACUAAUGACUGAAGAAUGCAAAGAGUGAUCUUUCUGUGCUCCUGACUGGUCACACGUUAGACAUUUAGAUUUUAUACCCAAGGCACUUUUUUUACAUUUUAUAAAUAGGAAAUAAAUUGCAUUCUUUUUCCAUAAA